CAGUCUAACUGUCCCUGCUUCUUCUUCCUCAGUUGUUCACUUUCUCUCAUUUUCCUUUUCCUUUUCCUUUUUGGCUGUCUGUUUGGAUAGAGAGAAAAUCCUUCAAGUACCGAAGAAGAAGCAGAAAAGGUGGCAAUGGCCGUCUCCAUUAAACAGUCUUUCUCCGCCUUACCUCUUCUGUUUUGUUUCUUGUCGGAGUAUCAAUCCCACUGUACGGACCCUCAACAUUUCCAGUAAUGUGGACACAAACACGCAGCAGAGCUCAAACAACUCAACAAUGGCAGCUAGGUACAGGUCAGAAGAGGUUGAUCCAUUGAAUGAGCAUGCGGUUGCUGCCCCAGAGGCUGUUGCUGCAGAGGUCGAGACCAUCAUUGACAUGAAUAUUCGCAAUGUGACUGAAGGAAGGAAGUUGGGGUUCUUCUCAUGUGGAACCGGUAAUCCCAUCGAUGAUUGUUGGCGCUGUGACCCUAAUUGGCAUAAGCGUCGCAAGAGACUAGCCGAGUGUGGCAUUGGUUUCGGGAGGAAUGCAAUCGGUGGGCGUGACGGACACUUCUACGUUGUCACCGACCACACCGACGAUGACCCUGUUAACCCCAAACCCGGGACCUUGCGUCAUGCUGUGAUCCAGGACUACCCUCUUUGGAUCGUGUUCAAGAGCGACAUGGUAAUCAAGUUGAAACAGGAGUUGAUAAUGAACAGCUUUAAGACCAUCGAUGGUCGUGGAGCUAAUGUUCAUAUCACCAACGGGGCAUGUAUCACGAUCCAAUUCGUUACCAAUGUGAUUAUUCAUGGACUUCAUAUCCACGACUGUAAGCCUACCGGUAAUGCCAUGGUGAGAAGCUCACCGUCUCAUUUCGGGUGGAGGACGAUGGCCGAUGGUGAUGCAAUCUCCAUAUUUGGUUCUAGUCAUAUUUGGAUUGAUCACAAUUCUCUCUCUAAUUGUGCCGAUGGUCUAGUCGAUGCCGUCAUGGGCUCGACCGCAAUUACCAUCUCCAACAACCACCUGACCCACCACAAUGAGGUGAUGCUGUUAGGCCACAGCGACUCCUACACAAGGGACAAGCUGAUGCAAGUGACUAUUGCUUAUAAUCAUUUUGGGAAGGGACUUAUCCAGAGAAUGCCAAGGUGUAGGCAUGGAUAUUUCCAUGUGGUGAACAAUGACUACACUCACUGGGAAAUGUAUGCAAUUGGUGGAAGUGCAAACCCUACCAUCAACAGCCAGGGAAACCGAUAUGCAGCCCCGAUGAACCAAUUUGCAAAGGAGGUGACCAAGAGAGUGGAGACUGCUGAAAGUGAGUGGAAGAACUGGAACUGGAGGUCAGAAGGAGACAUGCUGGUCAAUGGUGCCUACUUCACUCCAUCAGGUGCUGGAGCCUCAGCCAGCUAUGCCAGGGCCUCGAGCUUGGGUGCCAAGUCUUCUUCCAUGGUUAGAGCCAUGACAAUAAAUGCCGGUUCUCUUCCCUGUCGCAGAGGCAGACAAUGCUAGCAUUAAUCGGCUGAAAAAAAUCUGCCGUUUACAGAACUCUUUGAAUUUCCCCUUUUCCAUCAUUACCUACCAAGUACCAAGUCUUCAUUUUCAAUCCAUUAAUUGUUUUUUAGCAUCAUCACAUUUUGACAGGUUUAGCUUUGUUUACAAAUUUGUCAUCAUAUUGUUCUACCAAGUUCUCCACCAUUAUGCAUGUGAUAGUUCGUUUAGUUUUUCCAACCU
Molecule: messenger RNA, 1708 nt
Organism: Hibiscus syriacus
Lineage: Eukaryota; Viridiplantae; Streptophyta; Magnoliopsida; Malvales; Malvaceae
Product: probable pectate lyase 1
Exons: 4
Coding region: 278-1486 (402 amino acids)
Molecular function (GO): pectate lyase activity
Source: RefSeq, a predicted model, not a curated record